AUGUCUCGUUUCUCGGUUGCGUUGUCGAUUGCCCUGGCUUUGAUGGUCCCCAGAAGCCAAGGCAUCCCAAAAUUCGAGGUCUCGUCGCUAUCGGAAGCGUCUCUUGUCAUCCGAAUGAUCGAGGCGACAAACGUGACGAGCUACGACAUCACCGUGCAAAUAUUCGACUUGUCCCGACAAAAAUUGUACAGGAAAACACAAUUGGAACGCGUGACGAAUGAUCAGCUCCUUUCGUUUGACGGCCUCAAAUCGAGCACAUGGUUCGCAAUUCGGAUAGAAUAUCGUCUUAAUUUCGACGACGCCGGCGGCGGAGGGGUUGAUAAGGCGCUGCGGACAACCAAACAGGAGAUGGUAGUCAAGACGAAAUCGUCGAGUCGCGAGGAUCCGAACAAAAUCGAUCAGAUGGUCGCGUUCAUUGAUGAUCUCUUUGUCACCAAGGAUAAUAUUUAUAUAGGUGUCGGAUCGGUUUUCAAGGAGAUCAAAAAGAUUUCCACCGUAAUCGUGCCGGAACUCCGAUGUUCCAAAGGUGUUCUCAGCCCCGUCUCACAGCAAGUCAUUCAACAUGCCAGUUUUCAUUUCGAUCUCUCGAAAUUGCCGAAAGAAGAUCGAAAAUGUAGCGUGAUCUGUGUAUUCCCCUACCUUCGAAUUACCAUCGAUCAGUCGCGUACCGAGACAUUCCGCGCCAAGGAGUGGUGCGGCAGCGUUGAUGAAGCACGUCACAUGCUCACUACUUCCGCAAGCUUCUCGCCACAACUGCUCAGCGUAUUCCUUAUAUUCUUCAUUUUAUUAUGA
This is a messenger RNA of Caenorhabditis bovis, 792 nucleotides long. The record is from the annotation of a GenBank genome assembly. Lineage: Eukaryota; Metazoa; Nematoda; Chromadorea; Rhabditida; Rhabditidae.